AUGACGAACAGGAAGAGGUCUCGAGCUAUUGAGGAUGUGGGGGCUACUGAGGAUAGACACCGGCGCUUACAUGCUUCUAGCCGGCGCGGUGAUCAUGCUGCAUCCUCUCAGGCGGUGGAGGCUUCAGCUCCAGUUGAUAGUAUGCAGUCGCCCACGGUGCAGGCUCCAGUUGCCGUGGAGGCUACCAGAGGGGAGUCUUCAGCUCCAGCUAUGGAUCCUGUGGUUGAUCCUACCGAUCCAGUUCCUACUCCGCCGUCUCCCACGGUUGAGUUAUCUCGCCAUGAUUCAUCAGGCGCGGAGUCAUCAGGCGAGGAUUCAUCUGGCAAGUCAUCCAGCGAGGAGUCAUCCGACGAGGAUAGUAUUCCUCCUUCUGAUGUGGAUGCUGAUGUCGUGCCAGAGGAGGGGGCACAGGGUGGCGGGGCACAGGGUGGCGUGCAGGACCUGAUCCAGAGGUUGCCGCCGUUUCCAGGGGGGCCUGUUGAGCUGUCUCUUCUCACGCAUUAUGCCGAUCACAAGGCUCCCUGGACCUGGCAUUCUCUCCUACGCACACACGAGCGGUAUCAGGACCGUCACCACUUGAAGGUGGCCACAGCUGGGGGCAAGGUUUGGAACCUUGCCUUUGAUGGUGAUUCAGAGGGACACAGGCGGGUUCGAGAGCUGGUUGAGCAGACGGGUCUUCAUCAGCUACCCUAUUGCGGCUACCCGGAGACCGAUGCAUACCACCGAUAUGAGGACGCUGCGCGGAUUUGGCUGGUGCACCAGCUAGGUGGGACGCUCUUCGCUAGCAAGAGCGGAGGCUACCACACGACGGUGUACUGGAUAGGGAUGUUGGCGGAUCUUGGUCGAGUGCCUGAGUACGCGUGGGGCGCGAUUGCGCUCGCUACGUUGUACGACCAGCUUGGUCGAGCGUCCAGGAGGGAGACGGCCCAGAUGGGAGGUUUUAGCUCGCUCCUGCUAGGAUGGGCCUACGAGUACCUUUCUGACCGCGUUAUUAUCCGGAGGGCGGAUCCGGAGCACUCGCAGGACCAGCCUAGGGCGCGGCGGUGGGUUACCUCCCGGGUCGGGCGUUCAGGCCUCGAUGAGAGGCGAGUCAUGCUUGAUGAGCUCACGGUGGGUGACAUUAUAUGGACCCCAUUUGAGGACCACCGGGCUCAUCGACCGCGCGAUCCGAGGGCCAUGUAUUCUGGCUACAUCCGGAUGCCAUUUGGCCGUGCUGUUCGACCACAUCUUCCAGAGAGGGUUCUGCGGCAGUUCGGCUUCAUACAGGAUGUCCCUCGACACCCCUCUGAGGUCCCGACGACUGGGUCCCUUGCUGAGACCGCAGAUGCCGCCUAUGCUGACUUUGAGCCGCACAUGCGCCCCCAGGGGAUCCCUGUUUCUUAUGCGGGGGAGGCUGUGCAGGAUUACAUGAGGUGGUACGGCGGUGUGUCCCAUCGGUUCAUCAUCCCUGAUGAGAGGAGGGAGGAGUUCAGUGCUGUGACGGUGGUGCGUCGGGCCGUGGACUUGUUGGAGCAGUCACUGGAGGUGCCAGAUACUCUUGCAGAGGGCACGCAUGCCCGAUCCCUCACUGAGAGAGCGCUUGAUCUUAUUAGAUCCAGUGCCUUCAUUGGUACCCAGGGAGUAGCGUUUGCUGCUGUCCGAGGACUUGUGGGAGGCAGAGGUCGUGGGGGCAGAGUGCGUGGCAGAGGCCGUGCAGCCAGAGGCCGUGGAGAGGGUGCUCCUGGAGAGGGUGCUCGUGGAGCUAGGGGUCGUAGGGGGGCGGUAGGGGUCGGGUGGAUUGAUUGA
Molecule: messenger RNA, 1785 nt
Organism: Lotus japonicus
Lineage: Eukaryota; Viridiplantae; Streptophyta; Magnoliopsida; Fabales; Fabaceae
Product: protein MAIN-LIKE 2-like
Exons: 3
Coding region: 1-1785 (594 amino acids)
Source: RefSeq, a predicted model, not a curated record